Molecule: messenger RNA, 6699 nt
Organism: Spirodela intermedia
Lineage: Eukaryota; Viridiplantae; Streptophyta; Magnoliopsida; Alismatales; Araceae
Source: the annotation of a GenBank genome assembly
AUGAAUAGCACAGCUCACCAGGUCAUCAAGUGCAGAGUAGAGGUUCGUUCCUCUUCUCCCGUUGGUUAGUGUUUCAUUGUUUUGUUGUGUCAAGCAGACAGAGCAAUGUUUCCCCCCAUUUUCUGGGGGCACAUAGAUUCUUCCUGUCUUCGCGAAGCCCUGAGGGGGACGGAAAUUACCUUUCGUGGGUGGAUGUCCCGCUCGGAAGUUCUUCUCCUUCUUAGCCAAAGCUGCAAAUUUGUCCUUACUUCUCUGGCCUGAUGUUGCAGCUGCGGUUGCCUGGGAGGCGGGGAAGCCGCUGGUUAUCGAAGAGGUGGAGGUAGCUCCACCGCAGGCCAUGGAGGUGCGCGUGAAGAUCCUCUUCACCUCCCUCUGCCACACUGACGUCUACUUCUGGGAGGCCAAGGUACGGUUUUCCUCCAUAAUAUCUCCAGCAGACGGCGACCACCUGAAGGUCUCUCGGUCGAUCGAUCGCGGUGAUUGACGUGGGCGGUGAUUGACGUGGUCUGGUUUUGGUGGCAUUGCAGGGUCAGACACCCGUGUUCCCCCGAAUUUUGGGCCACGAAGCAGCAGGGUAUGCCCCCCCCCGCUCAAUUCCCUUCACAUCUUCGGUCUCCUUCCCAAAUAGUCUUCUUCUUCUUCAUCAUCAUCAGUCUCUCCAUAUGGACUUAAUUUCGGUGUAUUGGUGUUGAUGGUGAGCAGGAUCGUGGAGAGCGUGGGAGAAGGCGUGACGGAUCUGCAGCCGGGAGACCACGUGCUCCCGGUGUUCACGGGAGAGUGUAAGGAGUGUGACCACUGCAAAUCGGAGGAGAGCAACAUGUGCAGACUGAAGGAGCUGCUCCAGCUCCGCUGCUCGCUGUCUCCGGCGAACUCUCCAUCGAGAAACAUUUGCGUGUAAAUCACAGCCGCACAGCUCCUUGAGCGGCCGUUACUCUCAUCCUCUCUUCGCCUCUGAUUGGGCCCCUAAAUAGAGGGCUAAGUGGUUCUACGAAAAAUCAUCAACACAUUCGCGUAUUCAAUUUGGUGCAUUUUCUGUUCACUUCUUCCGUGUUCUUGUUUCUUUCUGAUUUCGGAAGUUCCUGGAGCGGUUUCUAGUUUUUCUGAAGCCAACAAGUGGUAUCAGAGCUCUUCGGUUCACGGGAUCAAGAGGAUGACGAAGAAGGGAGGCGAGAUGAGUACCUCCGGUGAGCGUGGAGUGGAGAUGGUGUCGCUGGCACUGUCUCUCAUGCUGUGGAAGAUGAAUUACCGCGUCUAGGUGAUGCGGAUGGUGGUAUUUCAUGAUUCUCAUGAAUUAUGGCAAGCAAUUGUAGGUGAGAAUGUCUCGAAGAAGAAUGAUUGUCUCGCUCUGUCUGUGAUUUUCGGAGCAGUUCAUGAGGAGACGAUAACGGUUCUUGACGCAAAGAAGACGAUUAAGGAGAGCUGGGAGAUUCUUCGUUCGCAGAAUCUUGGCGUGGAUAAAGUGAUUCAGUCAAUAAUUCAAAGCCUGAAACAUGAGUACGAAAUUCUCACGAUGUAGGUGAAACGAAAUUCACCAGUCUCGUCUUGGAACUCCAGAACAUAGGUGAGACGAUGGAAGAAAGAGAGGUGGUGCGACGACUUCUACGGGCGACGCCUUCAAAAUUCAAUGCACUCACCUUGUCUUUAGAGCAAUAUGGCGAUUUGGACAAAAUCAGCCUAAAUGAAGUAAUUGGUUCUCUGAGCGUCCACAAAUUGCAGCUCAAGGAGCUAGAAUCACAGGAAGAGGAGCAAGCAUUACUAGCGAGAGCAUUGAGCAAAGCCAAAUUCUUAAGUGAGAAGGAGGAGUCAUCUUGCGGAAGAGACAUAUAUUGUGGCCACAGCAGAGGCAGAGGCAAAGGCAGAGGCUGUGGCCAUGGUCGACGUCCACCUCUUGACGACGUGAAGAAGUAAUUUGAUAAAUCACAAAUUUAAUAUUACAAUUGCGAGAAGUAUUAACACUUUGCUUAUGAGUGUUGAAGUGCAAAGAAGGAGAAGGAAGAACGAGUUUAUGUGAGUAAUUCUUCUGCACCGACAGUAGAAUCUUUGCUUCUGAUGACAAUUGUGGAGGAACAUGAUGGCCUACUACUUUAGGGCUCCGAGAUGAUGCUCUCCGAUCCCAAUCUCUAGUAUCUUGCUACUAGAGCGACAGAUCAUAUGUCUGGCCGUCGAAAAUUCUUUAAGGACUUAGAUGAAACUGCAUUUGAAUUUGUCAAAUUCGAUGAUAAUUCAAAGGUUGAAAUUAAAGAUAGAGGUAAUAUUCUAAGUAAUCAGAAAGAUGGUAGACUGCUCUGGCUUCUUAAUGUCUUAUUUGUCCCUCAAUUGGUGACUAACAUUCUUACUCUCGGCUGCUUGUAUGAAGAAGGCUGUCGUAUGACAAUGUAUGGAGGUCAGUUGAUUAUUUUUGAUUGUGAUGGUCGUCUAUUUACUGAAGUUCAAAGAUUCGAAUGUACACUGUACUUACUGAAAUUGAAUGUGGUGGAUCAGUGUUUGUUUACCCAUUGACAACAAUUAUGAGAAAUAGUUGUGGCAUUCUCGAUUUGGACAUCUUAGUUUUCACCAUUUGAAAGAGAUGACUAGUAAGUAUAUCAUGGAGGAACUUCCUCAUAUCAGAAUUCUUGUUCAUCUCUACAGUAAUUAUGUUGUUGUAAAGCAACACCGAUCACAAUUUCCUCAAGUCACCACAUUUAGAGCUUCUGAACCUCUAGAGCUUAUCUAUAUUGACAUUUGCAGGUCUAUUACACCACCCACCUUAAAGGGAAGUAGAUAUUUCUUCCUAAUUAUCCAUGAUUACUCUUAUCUAACGUGGGUGGCUAUGUUGAAGUAAAAAUUCGAUGCAUUUGCUACAUUUAAGCAAUUCAAUACUCUAAUAAAGACAAAGACGGGUGUGAAGAUCAAGAACUUCAUAUCAGACUGAGGAGGAGAAGUUACAUUUGAUAAAUUUGACAAUUAUUGUGUCUCAAAAGGCAUUAAGAGGCAAUUAAUGUCCCCUUACCUCAACAGAAUAGAGUGAUGGAGAGAAAAAACCAGAUUGUGAUGUCCAUGGUCCAAAGCAUGUUGAAGGCAAAUGAGCUGCCUCGAGAGCUGUGGGGAGAAACAGUAAGCACUGUUAUUUACAUCUGUAAUCACUCAUUUACUAAAAGUCUAUAAGGAUUGACUCCUUACGAGAAGUAGAUCCGGAGAAAGUCCCACAUUGAUCACUUGAGAGUCUUUGACUCAAUUGUCUAUAUGAAAUGCACUAGAGGAUCACAGAGCAAGUUGGAAGACCAAAGUUAACUUAUGAUCUUCAUUGGAUAUGAGGUGGGCUCCAAGGCCUACAAAUGCUAUAACCGGAUUAAUGGCAAAGUCAACAUCAAUCAAGAUGUCAUUUCUGAAGAAAAUUGUAAGUGAGAUUGGACAAAGAAAGGUAAUUUUUUUUACUAAUUAUACUUUCUUACCUGAUUUUCUAUCUAAUUAGGGUAUGAAAGAAGACUCUGAUGCCGAAGUUGAAGAUAUGGAGGUGUUUGGAUCUCGAGAGGAGACUUCAAUCUCUUAGAGUGAGUUUGAAGAAAGUCAACUUCACAAAUACAAGUUUAUUACUGAAAUUUACUCAGAGACGACUUCAAUUCCACUAGAUCAUCAGGUUUGCUUGCUCACUUGUGAAGAACCAUUCUCAUACUCAGAAGCUUCUUGAGAGUAAGUAUGGAGGAGAGUCAUGAAAGAGGAAAUGUAAGUUAUUGACCAACUCAAACGUGAGAGUUGGUGUCACCCCCAUAUAAUUGUAAGCUAACUAGGCUAAAAUGGAUCUUCAAAGUCAAGAAGAACUCACAAUGAGAGAUCAUUAGACACAAAGCUUGGCUGGUUAUGAAGGGAUACUCACAGAUAUAUGGGAUUGACUAUGAAGAAGUAUUUGCCCCAGUGGUCCACUUUGAGUCUAUAAGAGCUCUAAUUACCUUAGCAGCUUUAAGAGGAUAGAUUCUUCAUCACCUUGAUGUUAAGUCGGCCUUCUUGAAUAGGGAGAUCGAAUAAAAAAUCUAUAUAAAGCAAUUUGACAGCUUCACUGUGGAGGGUAGAGAAGGCUCUGUUUUAUGAUUAAAAAGGCAUUGUAUGGUUUGAAGCAAGCUCUAAGGCUUAGUAUUUUGAACUCCACGAGUGUCUGACCUCUCUUGGAUUUACUAAGAACAAUCAUGAGCAAGUUCUUUAUCUCAAGAAAUUGGGUAAAGAAGUCUUAAUUAUCGAGGUUUAUGUUGAUGAUGUAAUAAUCACAGGUUCUACCUCUGAGUGCGUAGAAGACUUCACGACAAGGAUGAAGGAGAAAUUUGAAAUGAGUGAUUCUUGGAUCACUAAGUUCCUAUAUGGGACUCGAGAUCGUACAAAGCAAUGACUUCAUUUUUUUCUCUCAGAAGGGUUAUGCCUUAAAAAUAUUGGAGCAUGCAAGGAUGGAAGAUUGUAAUCUAGUGUUCACACCACUUGAAGCUUGAAUAGAUGCAGAUGAUUGGAAGAGCACCUCUGGUCACAUCUAUUUCCUCAGAAGCAUGGCCAUCAGCUGGUCAUCUCAUAAGUAGAAAAUAGUUGCCUAAUCCUCAUGCGAAGCUGAAUAUAUUGCAGCUACAGUAGCUACUUGCCAAGGUGUGUGGUUGAGUCGCCUGAUUAGUGAGAUGAAAGGGAAAAAAAAUGAAGUCAGUAAAAUUGAUGGUGGACAAUCAAUCAAUCAUUAUUCUGAGCAAGAAUCAUGUUCACCACAAUUGUGCAAAGCACAUUGACACAAGACCACAUUAUUCGUCAAUGUGUUGAGGACAAAAAGGUUGAAGUACAUUACGUCAAGACGGAGGAUCAAUUGACUGAUAUUCUCACUAAGGCACUUAGAAGUCAGAAGUUCAUAGAAAUGUGACAGCGUCUGAGUGUGCGAAAUCUUCUCACGGAGGAGCAAGAGCAAGGAGGAGAAUAAAGGAGCUGCUCCAGCUCCUUCGCUGCUCGCCGUCUCCGGCGAACUCUCCAUCGAGAAAUAUUUGGGUGUGAAUCACAGCCGAACAUCUCUUGGAGUUAUAACGGCGGAUAACCUGUCACGUGAGAUGCGGUGCCAGCUCUUUGAGCGGCCGUUACUCUCAUCCUCUCUUCGCCUCUGGUUGGGCCCCUAAAUAGAGGGCUAAGUGUUCGACGAAAACUCAUCAGCACAUUUCGUAUUCAAUUUGGUGCAUUUUUUGUUCACUUCUUCCGUGUUCUUGUUUCUUUCUGAUUUCGGAAGUUCCUGGAGCGGUUUCUGGUUUUUCCGAAGUCAACACAGAAUGCUGAGGGUCGACCCUGACGGGGUGUCAUGAUCGUGGACGGGAAGUCGAGGUUCUCCAUCAAUGGGAAGCCCAUCUACCACUUUCUCGGCACCUCCACUUUCAGCGAGUACACCGUGGUGCACGUGGGCUGCCUGGCGAAGAUAAACCCGCUGGCUCCCUUGGAAACAGUCUGCGUGCUCAGCUGCGGGAUCUCCACAGGUGCGGCCUUAUUCUUCUUCUGCCCAAUUUCUCUAGUUAAAAAGAAGAAGAAAGAGCAUAGCCUUGGAAGGUGUUCACACCAUUUUCGUCAUCCUCAAAAUUUGGAAAUCAGAUCUUUUCUUAAUACCAUAAACGUUUUUAUCAACUUUUUGAAGGUUUCGGCGCGACGGUGAAUGUGGCCAAACCAAAGAAGGGAUCAACAGAUUCUGUAUUCGGAUUGGGAGCCGUGGGCCUUGCCGUGUCUCCCUCUGUUCCUCUCUCUGUUACUCUGUAUUGUGGAUGGCUUUCGUUCUCUUCUUCCAAUUAGAUUAAAUGAUGAUAGGUUGAAUGGUAACAGGCUGCGGAGGGGGCGAGGGUCUCAGGAGCUUCAAGGAUCAUCGGUGUGGACUUGGACAGAUUCGAGCAAGGUGUCUGUCCAUUCUUUCAAAUCAAUUGGAUUUCGGCUGAUGAUAUGAACAACAGAGUUUAAGACAUUUGCAUCGUUUUUAUCACCAGCUAAGAAGUUCGGCGUGACAGAGUUUGUGAACCCAAAAGAUUACGACAGACCCGUUCAAGAGGUAUGUUUUCAUUUUCACACAAUUUUACAUUUCCGAGUUUAGCAUCGAACUGUUGACUGCGGUUUAUAAAAUGUGAAUCCUGUCGACUGUGAUGAACAGGUGAUCGCUGAGAUGACCGGCGGCGGAGUAGGCCGCAGCGUGGAGUGCACGGGCAACAUCAACGCCAUGAUUUCUGCAUUCGAAUGCGUCCACGAUGUACUUUCCCUUGAUAUCUCUGAGGCUUCAUAAACGGAAAUCUAACGUUUUUUGACGGUCUCAUAUAAUCUGGUUGACGUCACGGUCGCAGGGCUGGGGUGUGUGGGUGUGUUAGUCGGUGUACCUUACAUGGAUGACGUGUUCAAGACGUCCCCAGUAAAUUUCUUGUGUGAGCGGACCCUCAAGGGCACGUUCUAUGGGAACUAAAAACCUCGGGGUGAUAUCCCUGGUGUAGUGGAGAAGUACAUGGACAAGGUCAGGGGACUCGGUUUCGCCUUGCCGCAUUAGUUGUGAGAGGGGUUGAGCUAUCCUUGAGGGAGGUGUUCACUAAGAAACGUGGGGUGUGUUUCUAUGGUUGUUUGAUGGUGCAGGAGCUGGAGCUGGAGAAGUUCGUCACCCACGAGGUCCCCUUCUCCGAGAUCAACAAGGCCUUCGAUUUAAUGUUCAGGGGAGAAGGCCUCCGCUGCCUCGUCCGGAUGGAACACUGA